This is a messenger RNA of Hirsutella rhossiliensis, 450 nucleotides long. RefSeq lists its product as uncharacterized. Bases 1 to 450 code for a protein of 149 amino acids. The transcript has a single exon. The record is from RefSeq and is a predicted model, not a curated record. Lineage: Eukaryota; Fungi; Ascomycota; Sordariomycetes; Hypocreales; Ophiocordycipitaceae.
AUGGACCAGACAUUCCCGAUCCGAGCCAUGGCAUCGCAUUGGAAACACGCGCCCAUCAAAAAACCCGCCAAAGCACCGUGGGACGCCGAAAUCUCGGGCACCGACUUGGCCAGUCUUCUCCUCGGCUCCGUCCCAUCCCAAAUGGAAGACAAAUGGUUCUGCUUCGCCGACGACGCUGACUCCCACGGAAAUAUCCUCGUCCAUCUCGUCCGCAGCUGGUCCGGCGCCGAGAUAAUCGUCCUCCGCGUCCGCGCCGCGCUUGACGGUACAGGGCUUGUCAACGAGCGCGCCCCCGCCAAGGUGACGGAAAUCACAUGGGAGGACGAUAGCCGUGAAGAGGAUCGCGGCGAGGCCUGGGCCAAGCAGAGGGCCGAGAUGGUAUGCCGGGGCAUCUUGCAAUGCGAACUGGCGGCUCCCAAGUCAAGGGCGUGUCAGCUGAAGGGAAGCUAG